GUAUCCAAGAGUAUUCAGCGUCUCAGACCUGACAGACAUCAAGCGGCUGACAAGUUAUUUCACUGAGAAAGGAAGGGAAAGGAAAGAAGUCAUGGUGAAAUAAAGAGUUUUGCCUUGAAUUUUACAGUGACAUUUUCAGGAGGCCUCAAGUCCGAAUUGCUGGUUGCAGUUUCCUUUUCAUCUACUACCAAAGAUCACCCAUUACUGGAGACGCUGGGAGGACUGUAAGUGGAGAAACGCACAAUUGUCUGCUCAGUAGAUAGAUUCCCACAAUGCAAAGUGAUAGGGGAUAGCUCUAGCAUAUUCCAGAAAGCUAAAGCUUUCCUUAAGCUCUUCUAUGGAAACUCUCCUGUUAGGAGAAAAUCUUUUCCAAGAACCACACUGUGACUCAAGACAAACGGUGCCUUGCAGCAGAAGUGAGUGCUUGUGAUCAUUGUUCUGCAACAGGAAGCAUAAAGCAAACCAGCUGGUAUCUUUGACGAUUCCGUGCCAGCUAGUGGAGUAUGUGUAGGAACCAGGGAAGAGGUCCAUAUAGUGCAGUAGCCUCUCUAGAAUGCUAAAGAGGCAAAAGCCAUCAACAUGCAGCAAUGCCCCAAUGCGGCGGAGGCUGAAGAGAAGGACCAGGGCAAAUGGACGCUGCUCCGGAAUGUCAACCAAGCCUUGAAACCCCUGACUCUUUUAUCGGGGGAUUAUGUAUGGAUGGACCUCAAAACCGGUCGGGAAUUCGACGUUCCCAUCGGAGCCGUGGUCAAGCUUUGUGACUCUGGGCAGAUCCAGGUGGUGGACGAUGAAGGCAACGAGCAUUGGAUUUUCCCUCACAAUGCCAGCCACAUCAAACCCAUGCACCCGACCUCUAUCCACGGGGUGGAGGACAUGAUCCGCCUGGGGGACCUGAAUGAAGCUGGGAUUCUGCGGAACCUGCUCAUCCGUUACCGAGAGCACCUUAUCUAUACGUAUACAGGUUCGAUAUUGGUGGCAGUGAACCCCUACCAGCUGUUACCUAUCUACUCCCCAGAGCAGAUACGGCUGUACACCAACAAAAAGAUUGGGGAGAUGCCCCCCCACAUCUUCGCAAUAGCUGACAACUGCUACUACAACAUGCAACGCAACAACAGGGACCAGUGUUGCAUCAUAAGUGGCGAGUCUGGUGCAGGGAAGACGGAGAGCACUAAACUGAUCCUGCAGUUCCUGGCUGCUAUCAGCGGGCAGCAUUCCUGGAUUGAGCAGCAGGUGCUGGAGGCAAACCCCAUUUUAGAAGCUUUUGGAAACGCGAAGACGAUUCGUAAUGACAACUCCAGCCGAUUUGGUAAAUACAUCGACAUCCAUUUCAACAAGAGGGGAGCCAUCGAAGGGGCAAAGAUUGAGCAGUACCUGCUGGAGAAAUCUCGAGUCUGCAGACAGGCCCAGGAUGAGCGGAAUUACCAUGUAUUUUACUGUAUGCUGAAAGGAAUGACACCAGAACAGAAAAAGAAGCUGGGUCUUGGGAAAGCCACUGAUUAUAACUACCUCGCUAUGGGUAACUGCACUACCUGUGAUGGCAGAGACGACAGUAAGGAGUAUGCAAACAUUCGCUCUGCAAUGAAAGUCCUGAUGUUCACCGACACUGAGAACUGGGAGAUCUCAAAGCUUCUGGCAGCCAUAUUGCAUAUGGGGAAUUUGCGGUAUGAAGCACGGAUGUACGAUAACCUGGAUGCCUGCGAGGUUGUUCGCUCUGCGUCGUUAAUCACUGCGGCUUCGUUACUGGAGGUGGACCCUCAGGAUGUGAUGAACUGCCUUACUAGCCGCACAAUAAUCACGAGAGGAGAGACCGUCUCCACCCCGCUCAGCAUGGAGCAGGCGCUGGAUGUGAGGGACGCUUUUGUCAAGGGAAUCUACGGGCGGCUUUUCGUGUGGAUUGUGGAGAAGAUCAAUGCUGCCAUUUACAGGCCUCCCUCCCACGAACUACAGAGUGUCAGGAGGUCCAUUGGUCUUCUCGAUAUCUUCGGCUUUGAGAACUUCACUGUGAACAGUUUCGAGCAGCUCUGCAUCAACUUUGCAAAUGAGAACCUGCAGCAGUUCUUUGUGCGCCAUGUCUUCAAGCUGGAGCAGGAGGAGUACAACCUGGAGAACAUUAACUGGCAGCACAUAGAGUUCACCGACAACCAGGAUGCCUUGGACAUGAUCGCCAUCAAACCCAUGAACAUCAUAUCACUCAUUGACGAGGAGAGUAAGUUCCCCAAGGGUACAGAUACCACAAUGCUGCACAAGCUGAAUUCCCAGCACAAGCUAAACACCAACUACAUCCCGCCGAAGAAUAACCAUGAAACCCAGUUUGGCAUUAACCACUUUGCUGGUGUUGUCUACUAUGAAACCAAAGGGUUUUUGGAGAAAAACAGGGACACGCUUCAUGGAGACAUCAUUCAGCUGGUCCAUUCCUCGAAAAACAAAUUUAUCAAGCAAAUCUUCCAAGCGGACGUGGCUAUGGGAGCAGAGACAAGGAAGCGCUCACCGACACUCAGCAGCCAGUUCAAGCGAUCUCUUGAGCUGUUGAUGAGAACCCUCAGCGGGUGCCAGCCCUUCUUCGUCCGCUGCAUCAAACCUAAUGAAUAUAAGAAGCCCAUGUUGUUUGAUCGGGAGCUGUGUGUUCGCCAGCUGAGGUACUCAGGGAUGAUGGAGACCAUCCGGAUCCGCAGGGCCGGCUAUCCCAUCCGCUACAGCUUCGUGGAGUUUGUGGACAGGUAUCGUGUCCUCAUGCCCGGGGUGAAGCCGGCGUACAAGCAGGGUGACCUGCGUGGAACGUGCCAGCGAAUUGCUGAAGUGGUGCUGGGGAAAGAUGAUGAUUGGCAGAUUGGCAAGACGAAGAUUUUCCUGAAGGAUCACCAUGAUAUGCUGCUGGAGAUUGAGAGGGACAAGGCCAUCACAGACAAGGUCAUCCUCAUCCAGAAGGUGGUUCGUGGGUUUAAAGACAGGUCCAAUUUCCUGAAAGUGCGACAUUCGGCCCUGAUGAUUCAGAGAUACUGGCGGGGACAUAACUGCAGAAAGAACUAUGGUGCUAUGAGGAUUGGGUUCCUGAGGCUCCAGGCCCUCUACCGUUCCCGCAAACUCCACACGCAGUACCACAUGGCUCGCAGACGGAUCAUCGAGUUCCAGGCAAGGUGCCGGGGCUGCCUGGUGCGCAGGGCCUUCCGCCAUCGCCUUUGGGCUGUCUUCACGGUCCAGGCUUAUGCCAGGGGCAUGAUUGCACGGAGGCUGUAUAAACGCCUUAAGGGAGAAUAUCACCGCCGCCUGGAAGCAGAGAAGCUUCGUCUGGCAGAAGAGGAACGGCUCCGGAAGGAGAUGAGUGCCAAGAAAGCCAAAGAGGAAGCAGAAAAGAAGCACCAAGUACGCCUUGCCCAGCUGGCCCGGGAAGAUGCUGAGAGAGAGGUGAAGGAGAAGGAGGAAGCCCGUCGGAAGAAGGAACUCUUGGACAAAAUGGAGAAGGCCCGAAACGAGCCAGUGAACGACUCAGAUAUGGUGGACAAAAUGUUUGGAUUCCUAGGGACCACUUCGUCUCUGCCAGGCCAGGAAGGACAGGCACCCAAUGGCUUUGAGGACCUUGAGCGAGCCCAAAAGGAGCUAGAGGAAGAGGAUUUAGACGCAGCUUUGCCCCUCCCCGAGGAAGAGGAGGAAGACCUUUCGGAGUACAAAUUUGCAAAGUUUGCAGCCACCUACUUCCAGGGCACGACGACACACACGUACAUCCGCCGGCCACUUAAGCAGCCCCUUCUGUACCACGAGGAUGAAGGAGACCAGUUGGCAGCACUCGCGGUGUGGAUCACUAUCCUUCGUUUCAUGGGAGACCUUCCUGAGCCUAAAUACCAUACGGCUAUGAGCGACGGCAGCGAGAAGAUUCCAGUGAUGACCAAAAUCUAUGAGACUCUAGGGAAAAAGACCUACAAAAAAGAGCUGCAGGCUCUGCAAGGGGAAGGAGAGAGCGCUCACAUAGACGGCCACAAGAAGAACAGUGUGCGGCACAAACUGGUCUCCUUGACUCUAAAGAAGAAAUCCAAACUGACUGAAGAGGUGACAAAGAGACUCCAUGAUGGUGAGUCCACCCUCCAAGGCAACAGCAUGCUUGAAGACCGACCCACCUCCAACUUGGAAAAGCUGCAUUUCAUUAUUGGCAAUGGCAUCCUGAGACCAGCAUUAAGGGAUGAAAUCUAUUGUCAAAUCUGCAAACAGCUCACCCAGAACCCUUCCAAAAGCAGCCACGCCAGAGGCUGGAUCCUGAUGUCGUUGUGCGUGGGAUGCUUUGCUCCUUCCGAAAAGUUUGUGAAGUAUUUAAGGAACUUCAUCAAUGGAGGUCCCCCUGGUUACGCUCCCUAUUGUGAAGAGAGAUUGAGGAGGACAUUUGCAAAUGGGACUAGGACCCAGCCACCCAGCUGGUUAGAAUUACAGGCGACCAAGUCCAAGAAACCUAUCAUGCUGCCUGUUACGUUUAUGGAUGGGACAACGAAGACGCUGCUAACUGACUCUGCAACGACCGCUAAAGAGCUCUGUAAUUCCUUAGCUGACAAGAUCAGCCUGAAGGACCGAUUUGGGUUUUCGCUUUACAUCGCACUGUUUGACAAGGUCUCAUCCUUGGGGAGCGGCAACGACCACGUGAUGGACGCUGUGUCUCAGUGCGAACAGUACGCCAAAGAGCAGGGAGCCCAGGAGCGCAACGCACCGUGGCGGCUCUUCUUCAGGAAGGAGAUCUUCACCCCGUGGCACAAUCCGAGCGAAGACAACGUGGCCACAAACCUCAUUUACCAGCAGAUAGUCCGGGGGGUGAAGUUUGGGGAGUACCGAUGUGACAAGGUGAGUCCUCAGCAAUGGCAGACCUUGGCCCCCUGGCUUGGGAAAUUGGGCACUCCUUUAAUAACUCAAGGAAUUUAUACCCAGAAGAGAGCAGACCCCAGAAAAGUCAAGGAAGAAGUGGUGGAUUUUGCACGUUUCAAGUGGCCUUUGCUGUUUUCUAGAUUCUAUGAAGCCUUCAAAUUCUCAGGACCCAGCCUGCCCAAGAACGAUGUGAUUGUAGCUGUGAAUUGGACCGGAGUGUACUUUGUGGAUGAACAAGAACAAGUCCUCUUAGAACUCUCCUUCCCAGAGAUCACGGCUGUCUCAAGCAGUAGAGGGGGAAAGCUCCAAGGGCAGAGUUUCACCUUGGCCACCAUUAAAGGGGACGAGUACACCUUCACCUCCAACAAUGCAGAGGACAUCCGGGACCUUGUCGUCACCUUCCUAGAAGGACUAAGGAAAAGAUCAAAGUAUGUUGUCACUCUCCAAGACAACCCAAACCCUGUGGGAGAAGAAUCUGGAUUCCUCAGCUUCCAUAAAGGAGACCUGAUUGUUAUGGACCAGGACACUGGAGAGCAUGUCAUGAACUCAGGCUGGGCCAAUGGGGUCAAUGAGAGGACCAAACAGAGAGGAGAUUUCCCAACGGACUGUGUUUACGUCUUGCCGACUGUCACCAUGCCGCCUCUGGAGAUUGUGGCGUUAGUCACAAUGACCCCUGACCAGAGGCAAGAUGUUAUUAGAACAUCCCAGCUGGUGAUUUCGGACAGUGAAGAAAGAGUGAAGCCGUACACCUUGGAAGAGUUCUCCUAUGAUUAUUUUAGGCCGCCUCCGAAGCACACUCUGAGCCGGGUCAUGAUCACCAAAAAUCGAGGGAAAGACAAACUGUGGUGCUACACCCGAGAGCCCAUCAAGCAGCCCUUGCUGAAGAAGAUCCUGGGCAGUGAAGAGCUGUCCCAGGAAGCCUGCAUGGCAUUCAUUGCUGUGCUGAAGUAUAUGGGUGACUAUCCAUCCAAAAGAACCCGCUCAGUCAACGAGCUAACAGACCAAAUAUUUGAAGGUGCCUUGAAAGCUGAACCGUUGAAAGAUGAAAUCUACUGUCAGAUCCUCAAGCAGCUCACUGACAACCACAUUAAGUACAGCGAAGAGAAGGGUUGGGAGCUGCUUUGGUUGUGCACAGGCCUUUUCCCUCCCAGCAAUGUUCUCCUGCCCCAUGUCCAGAGGUUUCUCCAGUCCCGGAAGCAUCACCCCCUAGCCACAGACUGCAUACAGAGACUACAGAAAGCUCUGAGGAAUGGAUCCAGGAAGUAUCCUCCCCAUCUGGUUGAAGUGGAGGCAAUUCAACACAAAACCACCCAAAUUUUCCACAAAGUUUACUUCCCCGAUGACACUGAUGAGGCGUUUGAAGUGGAGUCCAGCACUAAAGCCAAGGAUUUCUGCCAGAACAUCUCCAGCAGACUGCUGCUGAAGUCAUCGGAGGGCUUCAGCCUCUUCGUCAAAAUCUCCGACAAGGUUAUCAGCGUCCCAGAAGGAGAUUUCUUCUUUGACUUUGUCAGACAUCUUACAGACUGGAUAAAGAAAGCAAGACCUGCAAAAGACGGUAUAGUGCCUUCUCUCACAUAUCAAGUGUUCUUCAUGAAAAAACUGUGGACAAACACCAUGCCUGGGAAGGAUUCAAUGGCAGACUCCAUCUUCCACUAUUAUCAGGAAUUACCAAAGUACCUGCGUGGCUACCACAAGUGUACCCGGGAAGAGGUCUUACAGCUGGCAGCUCUGAUCUACAGGGUGAAGUUUGAGGAUGACAAGUCCUACUUCCCCAGCAUCCCCAAGCUCCUGAAGGAGCUGGUGCCUCAGGAUCUUCUCCGGCAGCUCUCUCCGGACGACUGGAAAAGGUCCAUUGUGGCGUAUUUCAAUAAGCAUGCAGGCAAAACAAGAGAAGAAGCCAAGCUUGCCUUCCUAAAGAUUGUCUUCAAGUGGCCUACGUUUGGAUCAGCCUUCUUUGAAGUGAAGCAAACUACCGAGCCAAAUUACCCAGAGAUCCUUUUAAUUGCCAUCAACAAGCAUGGAGUCAGCCUCAUAGAUCCCAAAACCAAGGUAAGCCAGACAACUCAUCCCUUCACCAAGAUCUCCAACUGGAGCAGCGGCAACACGUACUUUCACAUAACCAUUGGCAACCUGGUGCGGGGAAGCAAACUGCUCUGUGAAACGUCGCUGGGCUACAAGAUGGAUGACCUCUUGACCUCGUACAUCAGUCAGAUGUUAACAGCCAUGAGCAAACAGAGGAGCGCAAAGGGCAGCAGCAAGUGAACUGAAAGAAGCCACUGGCAGGUGGCCCUGGAGCUAAUUCACCAGCUGAGGCCUGUGGGAUACCCCUGCAGCUGGGGCAGAACCUUUUCUGCCCAGAUGUGGAAGAUGAUCCGGACCCCUUCAGAAAGCUCAUCCGACUCUGAUCUUGAGGGCUCGAGUCCCAUUUCCCCUUCCAGCGAGGAUGACUAUCUGUGAUGCUGACCUCCAAUUCCCCCCUCCUCCCUAGUAAGCCCUGUUUUAAACUUCUAAGCUUUCUAAGUGACAGACAGUGACUGAUCAACAGAAACGCCAGCGGAAUGUUUACUAUCAAACCAAAUGACUGAAGUUUGCAGAGGAUUGUAGGAAAAAGUUGUGAGUGUCGUUUUUAAAAAGGGGAAGGUGGUCAGGGUGCCAUUAAGGGCUUUGGAGAAGUUCUGGGCAUCUGAGAUUUGCUGAUCAGUAACCUAACCCUGCUCCAUUGUAGAGAAAAAUCCCAUCCACUCUCCUGGGGGGUAUCUUGACAUUACAACAGAACAAAAAGAAAUCCAUUUGUUCUAAAAAAAAAAAAAAAAGACCGAGGGAAAAAGUGCAUUUAAAAUAGUGGUUGGUUUGUUUCUUCUUAAUCCUAAUUGAACAGCCUGUACCAUGACAAAGUGAUGACGGGAGACGGGCACACAACGAUGGACAUAUUUAAAGGUUUCAUUUCUUAUCCUUGUAUUUAUUUAUUUUUUAAAGAGAAUGACGGCUUCUGGGAGGCUGACUCUGGGGAGGGCCCCACACAGCUCCAAAGGCUUCACCCAAUAGAACCGCUCACACACUCAAUACUCCAUUGUCAAAAGGAUGAGACUGCGGGUUCAUAGGUCAAACUGUUCUAAUUAGGGGUGGCCUACAGUUCAGCAUCAAAUCCCUGUUCAGCAGCAUGGAAACGAGGCUGCUAAAGACAGCUGACCCCACCCCCUCCACCCGAGAAUGCACCUGGCAGGAUGAGGCUCUUAGCUGGAAGCCUGAAUGUGGCUUUAGGCCCUGAGAGGUGGAAAAUGUUGGCCAGGCCAUUCUGUGCUGUGUGAAACGCUGCAGUUUGAAUGUGUGCCACAGUCGCCUUUCUCUGAAAGUCCAGCCUGGUGCAGCAGGCUUUGCCCCCUGGGCAUCAUUAAGCAUAGCUCAAAUGUAUUUGUUCCACAGCUACUUUGUAACAAUAGCAGGACAGCCAGAGGGAAAGCAGAGCCAGUGUGUAAGAAAAAUAAACCAUGACUGUAGCCAAACCUCCCA
Messenger RNA from Chrysemys picta bellii (western painted turtle), 8349 nucleotides. The record is from RefSeq and is a predicted model, not a curated record. NCBI's taxonomy places the organism in Eukaryota, Metazoa, Chordata, Testudines, Emydidae.